This is a messenger RNA of Paramecium primaurelia, 1053 nucleotides long. The record is from the annotation of a GenBank genome assembly. NCBI's taxonomy places the organism in Eukaryota, Ciliophora, Oligohymenophorea, Peniculida, Parameciidae.
AUGAAGCAAUCCUUUUAAAUCAAAUCUGACAUGUAUUUAUUAUUAUAUACUUUUAAGAUAACUUUGCUUUAAAAUUGUAUUUUUGGGAUCCAGUUCAGUUGGUAAAACUUCUAUUAUUAAGAGAUUCCUCAAAAAUGAAUUUGCAAUGAAAUCAAUGAGUACUGUAGGAGUUGCAUGUGUAUUAAAUAUUUUUAAGUUAAGGAAUCUAAAGUAAUUACUAUAAACAACCAAUAAGUAAAGGUGUAAUUGUGGGAUACUGCAGGACAAGAGAGAUUUAGAUCUUUGACAAAGAAUUACUAUAGAGGUUGUGAUGCAGUAAUCAUUGUUUAUGAUAUUUCAAAUAUAAAGAGUUUCGACUAAGUGAAUGGUUGGAUUGCUGAUUUUGAAGAGUAUAUAAAUAUACUUAUUCAACUAGAAAAUGUGAAAGACCAGCUUUAAAGAUGUUAUUAGGAAACAAAAUAGAUCUGAAUAGAGAAGUAGGAAUUGAGUUGGGUCAACUCUUAGCAAGAAAAUAGAACUUAUUAUUUCAAGAAGUAUCAGCAAAAGAAAAUAUCAAUAUUGAAAAUGCUAUGAUAAAGUUAAUAGAAAAUUUGAUAAAUACAAGAUCAAUUGAUUCUGGAGAUAAAAUAAUUAGAAGGGGAUCUUUAGUUGAAGGUAAAUCAAAUAAUGGAGAUAUGUCUAAUAGUGGAAUUAGCAAAUCCACAAGACCUGUUUCACACAAACUUUAAGAAAGGGAUAUCACAAUAUCUGAUAAUUCUAAAUUAUAGGCUAUUAAAUCUGGUGGUGAAAGUUCACAAGAAGAAUCUCCUUAUACUUCUGGACCUUUAUUAUAAUUAAAUACUCCACCAAAUAUUAUUGUCACUCCACCUGAAGAUGCUAUAAUUGUUAAUCAAGAUUAUAACAAUAUGUGGUUAAAUGUUUCUAAACAUAAAAAGAAAUCACAUAGUGUAAGUAUGAAUUAAAAAUUGAUUCAUCCCAGAGAAUCUGAUUCAAAUAGGGAUGAAUAUUUUCUAAGACACAAUGCUAAUUAAAGUUGUUUCUGUUCAUGUUGAU